Molecule: messenger RNA, 2354 nt
Organism: Pomacea canaliculata
Lineage: Eukaryota; Metazoa; Mollusca; Gastropoda; Architaenioglossa; Ampullariidae
Product: PIN2/TERF1-interacting telomerase inhibitor 1-like
Exons: 5
Coding region: 86-1624 (512 amino acids)
Biological process (GO): regulation of ribosome biogenesis
Cellular component (GO): nucleolus
Molecular function (GO): nucleic acid binding; telomerase inhibitor activity
Source: RefSeq, a predicted model, not a curated record
AGACAAAUUUUUAUUGGGUGAAAUAUUUUAGCAAUGUCCUAUCAUUGUCAUUCUUUCUCUUGCAUUUGGAAAGACUUCCGACAACAUGGCGAUGCUUGCCCAACCACGCCGAAAGCAAAAAUUUGGGACCGAUCCUCGAAAUACUUUUUGGAGUAAUGAUGGAAAUAAGUUUGGACAGCGUAUGCUGGAGAAAAUGGGAUGGACACAGGGUAAAGGACUUGGUGCUAACGAGAAUGGUAGAACACACAACGUGACAGCAGUGUUCAAAGCCAGAGAUGAUGUUAGAGGAGUUGGUUGCACCAAAAAGUACGCAGACAGCUGGAUAGCCCAUCAGGAUGAUUUUAAUGCCUUGCUUCAGACCUUAAACCAGCAGCAAUCUCAGAAGAAUGAGACAGGAAAAGAGAAGUCUUUAGUACUCAGCCUUGAGGCCAAAUCAAAAUCUUCCCGCAGCAGAGUACAUUACCACAAGUUGACACGAGGAAAGGAUCUGUCAUCAAAAUCAUCAGAUGACCUAAACUGCAUAUUUGGAAGGAAAACUAUUCAGUCUUCCCAGCAAAGCACACCCAAUAUAUCUGGGGAAAGUUCUGAUGACAGCUCCCAGCAGUCUUUGCACUCAGAGCCUGCCUCUAUUGACACUAGUGGCAGCAGCCCAAGCAAGACAAGCGAACAUCACCAUGGUGUCAUCACUGUCACAAGCAGUUCCAGUAUCCAGGAGUAUUUUGCCCAAAAAAUGCAGGGGAGAAUGAAGCAGCAGAAUGCUGAUAUUGGGAGUUUCUCAGACUCAACUUCUAAUAAACCAACUGAAGAACUUCAAGAGGGCAGUUUACAAACAGAUAAGCACAGAAAACGCAAGCGUGACAUAGCAGACAUGGAUUCCAUUGCCAGUUUACCUGAAAAGAAAAAGAAGAAAAAGUCCAAGCAAAGAGAUACAAAAGAUGAAACCAGCACCUGUAGAAUGCCUGUGGACAUCCAUGAACCAGAACAUUCUGUGAUAAGUUUAAAGAAAAAGAAGAAACACAAGAAAAAAAAUAAAGAAGCUGAAGAAGGCGAAGCAGGCCAUGCUACAGACUGUUCUUCUCUCAAAGGUGGAGAGAUGGCGACUCCAGGAUCUAAUGGAAUCAGUGAUACAUAUGGACAGGAGCUGGAGCUGAUUCCUGGAUCCAACUUAGGCAGUAUUAAAGGGUAUGAAAAGUCUAAACGAAAAGAUACAGAAGAUGAAAGUAUAAUGCCUGUGGACAUCCUUGAACCAGAAUGCCCGAAAAAAAAGAAACAUAAGAAAAGACAUAAAGAAGCUGAAGAAGCAGGUCAGGCUAUAGAAUGUUCUUCUCUCAAAGGUGGAGAGAUAGUGACUCCAGGAUCUGAUGAAGUUACUGGUAGAGACAGACAGAAACUGGAGCACCUUCCUGGAUCCAACUUAGGCAGCAUUAAAGGGUAUGGAAUGGCUGAAGGAGCUAAACCAGGCCAGGAUAUAAACUUUGCAAGACGCAAAAGAUUAGUGCGGUUUUCUCUUGAAGGUGGAGAGAUAGUGGCUGCAGGAUCUGAAGAAGUUGCUGGUACAGACAGACAGAAACUGGAGCAGUUUCCUGGAUCCAAUUUAGGCAGCAUUAAAGGAUAUGGAAAUUAAGACAGGGGAAAUCUAGAAAAUAAAACCCAGGGAAUUUAAUAAUUCUAAACAAAUGUCAUUGAGUGUACUUAUAACAGCUUCUUGUAAGCAUUUCAAGAGUAAGAAAACAAGAUUUUAAAACCAAUCCUUAAAAAGGCCAAAAAUGUGCUCAACUACAUGAGUUAACCAAUUCUUGAAUUUUAACCAUUCGAAGGAACUUUUAGCUGUGGUGCAACAAAAAGUGGAAUGUCAUUCUGGCCAUGGCUGCAAAAAGCACAAGCACUGCCACCAGCUAGCACUUCAGGAGCUUUGUUAUGCUAUACAGUGGAAAGUGCUUGUCAUAAAGUUACAACUGCAAAAGUCUUGGAUAUGUACAUAGAUAGAUCACUAGAGACAAAGUUGAAGUCUUUAGAGAUGUGAUAUGCAUUGAUGAAAUAAAGACUUUGACAAAGGUAGUGACUAUCACAAAUUUAUGAAAGACACCACACAGUCUGUGCUUUCCUUUUCCAGAUGGUGAAAUUUACCUAUCCCCCACCCCAAAAAAUAAAAAAAACCAAGAAGCUUUAUAGGUUUGCUAAGGAAUCAGCUUACAGUGGAGGCUGUAUUGCUAUUGUUCAAUCUCAAUAUUAUUCUCUUGAUUAAUUUCAGCCUUUAAAGAAAAGACUGAGGGAUAUUAAAAUUGAACUAAGAAAGAAAGUAAAUAAUUUGUAGUCCGAGCUUUCAUUCAGUAAAUCAAGAUGCCUGUGCAGUC